Messenger RNA from Trichoderma asperellum CBS 433.97, 1211 nucleotides. Lineage: Eukaryota; Fungi; Ascomycota; Sordariomycetes; Hypocreales; Hypocreaceae. The record is from RefSeq and is a predicted model, not a curated record.
AAAAAAAAAAGAUAUCCCGGACUCUGUCAGGUCGUCGCCACCAUGACUGAGGUUUCGUCUACCCGGCUCUACCUGGGGAACCUCCCUCGAAAUGCUACCAAGGCCGAUGUCGAGGCUCACUUUGCGACCCACGGCACCGGAGAGAUUACCGAAGUGAAGCUUAUGAAUGGCUUCGGAUUCAUCGAGUAUAAGGACGCCAUGGAUGCUCGCGACGUCGUUCCAGCUUUCCAUGGAUCCGACUUUAUGGGAGAACGCCUCACCGUCCAGUUUGCCCGUGGAGCUCGACACCGAGAGGGCGGCAUGGGGCACGAGCGUGCGCCGCCGCGACCGCGUAGAACUCCUCACCGAAUGCAGAUCACGGGACUUCCCAAUGAUACCAGUUGGCAGGACCUUAAAGAUUUCGCCCGUCAGUCAAGCCUUGAUGUGGUGUACUCUGAGACCGGCCGCGACUCCAAUGGUCGAGGCUUUGUCGAAUUCGAGACUGCUGCAGACCUGAGAACAGCCGUUGAAAAGCUUGACGGCCGUGAGUUCAAGGGCGCUCGUGUCCAAUGCCUGGUUGACACUCAACCCGAUAUGCCCCCGCGGGAUCCCCGUGGCCGAUCUCGUUCGCCUGGACGUAGGCCAUACCCACCCCCGCAGUUUGAUAACUAUGACCGCCGAGGCGGCCCUCACCGAGGUUACAGCCGCGAAGGUGGUCCAUCGUACGGCUACCGUGACAGAAGCCCUCGCCGUGACUACUAUGAUGACCGGGCACCGCGCUAUCGUUCGCCCCCUCGCCGGCCAGUGGAAGAUUACCCGCCCCCUCGAGGCCGCUAUGAUGAGCCUUACCGCCGCGAUUAUCCACCUCCUCCUGCCGACCCUUAUGUCAACGGCGGUCGACCUGCCUAUGACCGGCCACCUAGAGACUUUCCUCCUAGGGAGCCAGCAUACCCUCGAGAAGGAUAUGCGCGAGACUACGAUCGUGGUGGACGUUACUGGUAAAUCUUUCUUCUCCUCUAUUCCAUAUCUAUCUCUCUUGAGGCCCGCGCUGUAUAGCUCUGCUUUCCCAUGCUGCCUGUUUUUAUACGUCUUCUAUUUUAUACGCUCGCUCUCUUGGCGGAAUUGGCCUUGACCAAAUGUGAUAGAUGACCUACCACAAACGGACUUAUCAAUUCGAAAAGUUGGGGCGUAUGGUUUGCAGAAGCUGGUUGUUACGGGAUUUGUAUCUAGUG